This is a messenger RNA of Armigeres subalbatus, 2302 nucleotides long. Its product is annotated as pentatricopeptide repeat-containing protein 1, mitochondrial. Gene Ontology annotation, biological process: tRNA 3'-end processing. Bases 211 to 2238 code for a protein of 675 amino acids. Gene Ontology annotation, cellular component: mitochondrial matrix. Gene Ontology annotation, molecular function: tRNA binding; protein binding. NCBI's taxonomy places the organism in Eukaryota, Metazoa, Arthropoda, Insecta, Diptera, Culicidae. The record is from RefSeq and is a predicted model, not a curated record. The transcript is spliced from 3 exons.
GCAUUCGCGCAUGGCGCCGGUGUUGUUUUUGUUUUUAUUCAUAUUUUGUUCAGUCGCAACCGCGGGUUGGUGUUUUCUUAAAAGUUACAAGUUAUAAUAAUUAUACUCUGGGACAUUGUAAUAAAUUAUUUAUUCUGAAUUAACAUUAAUUAUAUUACAAGUUAACAGCUGUAUAUAAAUACCCAGCUCCAUUACGGUAAUAACAAUACGAUGGCUUCGGCUAUCAUUAAAACGCUUAGGCGACAGCUUCUAUUUGGAUUGAAAACAUCCCGUGACAUAAGUCGUAUGAGUCCCGCUAUCAAACGGAGUAAUUCCCUUCAAGUGGUUAGAUCAUAUCAUCUAGCAAGGCCGCUGUUUGGCCAAACUACCACCCGUCCGGAUCGAGAGGAUAUAUCUCUUCUGGAAGCUAAACAGGAUCCGGACACAUUUGGAACACUUUCUCCUUCGGUGCCUGAGCCGGAAGUUCCGGAUGAAGGAGAUCUGCAGGAGGAGAGAUUUCUCCAUAACAAACCUGCCCGAUCGCAGAAACUCAGUACUAAAGAGUAUGCCGAUUUGAUUAAGGGACACUUGAAAAAUCAAAGGAUUAAGGAGGCAAUUGAUGUCAUCGAGGUGAGAAUGAAAGAGGAUCGAGUGAAGCCGGUGAACUAUUUGUUCAAUUUGGUGAUUGGUGGAUGUGCCCGUGUUGGGUACAGUAAGAAAGCGUUUCAGUUGUACAACAAAAUGAAACAGCAUGGCUUGAAAGUGACUGGUGGGACUUACACAUCGUUGUUCAAUGCAUGUGCGAAUACACCAUUUGUAGGCGAUGGCCUGGAUAAGGCGAACCGUUUGCGGGAAAUAAUGAUCGAGAAAGGAUACGAACCGAAUGAAUCCAAUUUCAAUGCAAUGAUCAAAGCGUACGGACGAUGUGGCGAGUUGAAGACGGCUUUUCAAUUAGUUGACGAAAUGAUGGCCAAGAGGUUUAAGAUUCAGACGGAUACUUUUAAUUUUUUACUACAGGCUUGUAUUACUGAUACAGAAUAUGGAUUCAGGCAUGCACUGCUGGUGUGGCACAAAAUGUAUCGAUUGAAGGCCGAACCGGAUAUUUACUCAUUCAAUUUGUUAUUGAGGUGCGUUCGAGACUGUGGGCUGGGAGAUUUAGAAACUACCGAGCAAGUCAUCGAACAGAUUUUGUAUCAAAGUCAAUCGAAACCACUACCAGUUGAAGGAAUUACUAAAGAACCAAUCCUACUAGAAGAUGGAGCCAAAGAGCCUUCCAAAGAGUUGCAAGUGCGCGAAUUGAACCAAGAGGUUCCACACGAAGGUAUUCCGAACCUUUUAUCUUCGCAACCUCACCUCGGUAGUCUUAUAAGCUUGGGCGAAAUCAAGAAGCCGGAAGACCGACUUCUGCUGUUAGGUGGUAUUGAAAGUUUUCUUAGUGAAAUGGGACAGCUCAAAAUUCACCCAGACAUCAAAACGAUGACAGAACUCUUAGACGUUGUUCCGUCAACGAUAGUCGCCGAGAAGCAGAUUCUGUCGACGAUACGAAGGCUUGGAAUCCGCUGUGAUAUCGAUUUUUUCAACAUCCUGAUCAAGAAACGCUCGAUGCGAUUCGACUACGAGGCUGCGCGGGAAGUUCUGACUAUGAUUCAAACGGCACGACUGGAACCGGACAUUGUUACCUACGGUGUGCUGGCGCUUGGCUGUCGCACUCAAGAAGAAGCACGUGCCCUGUUGAAGGAAAUGAAGGUUUCUGGCACUAGGAUCAAUAUUCAAAUUUUGGGAGCCAUGCUCCGACAAGGCACGGCCACGAAAAACUUUCGUUACGUAACGGAAGUGCUCGAAAUACUAAAGCAAGAGCGGUUCAAACCUAAUGAAAUAUUUCUCAAGCAUUUGGACAAUUUUAAUAAGAAUUGCGAGAAGAUAAAUCAAGCCUACGAUAAGCAACCACGAAAGGUUGGUCGCGAUGAGUUCAAGCUGGAGUACAAUCGGUACAAGCUGAAACUGGAGUACUGGAUGGAUCACAUGGGCCUGAAAGGUCUUAGUUUGGAUAAUGCUGUUGGAGUGGUGCGCGAACAUCCGUGGGAGCAAUACAAACAAUCGCAAGCGGAAGGUUAUGAAGCGACCAAAAACCCAAAGUUGAGGCAUGAGAAGAAGAAACGGCACUCGAUACGUAAGAUUAAAGUGGAAGAGCUGACGAGCGGUGAAGAUAAAGUGGAUGGCGGAGACGAUCGGGAAGGCUUUUUUAUUGGAAGCAGAUAAAAAAAAGGUAGGUACGGAAAUGUAGAUAGUGAUCGCUUUUGAGCAAUAUAAAAAUACAAAUGAU